AUGGAGGAGGAGAAGCACAAGUUCAUCAUCCCGAUCCACGAACGGCGUCAACCCGGGACCGUGACCAUCGACCCGAAUUCCGUACCGUCACAACCGCAACACCAACCAACAACACCACUACCAAACAAUGAGGCUCAAUCGCCCAUAGAUUCCUCCCCCAGGAUACAGCAAAUCGAGUCCUUCACUUCCUACCCGCCGGGCGCCCACCUCCGAGGGGACGACAUACCCGACGCCUCGCCGCCCUACCCAGAGUCGAGAAUCAGCUCCGAGGCGCCCGUUGUCACACCGGCGCCAGUGCCCGCACGAGGACAAAGCCACCACCACCGCGUCUCGGCGCCGGCUCUGGCGCCUGCCGACCCCGAACGGCAACAGGGCGGCACCUUGGCGGCAUGGAGGCAGAGGUUUGAUGGUAUCGGCGGGAGGGGGCCACAGCAGCACCCGAGGAAGACAAUCUUGGGUCUGACCGUGCUACGCUUCUGGGCCGCAGUCGCACUGGGAGUCAUCAUCGUCGGCGUCGCCAUCGCCGUGGGUCUGGCGUUGGGUUUGGCUAACCGCGUCCUCCUUUUUGCGAAAUUCAGCCCCUCCGACGAAAACGAACCAAAAACCGUAGUCCAACAGCUCGGCGUCCCUUCGCCCGCCCCGAUCAACCCGUACUGCCCGCUAGCUACUGCGGGCGUGAACACGACGGUAACACCCUACGACGCCUCUGGUUCCCCCAUCCGCUUUAACAACGACGAGGUCAUGUCUUUCGACGUCCUCUGCAACACGUACUACCCGAUGCGCCAGGGGAUCAACCCGUACCUCCGCGACAUCCUCGUCAUGACCGUCCCGGAUAUGCUCACCUGCAUGACGCUCUGCGCUCAGUACAACCAGGGCUACAGCGACGCCGUUGGCGACGACGUGUUCCUUGACGGCGGCGGCAUCUGCGUCGGCGUCGCGCUCGUCAAGGGCACGGCGCAGUUCUGUCACUUGCAGAACGCCACGGGGAUCAACCAGACCACCGCGUCUGGCGGGUUCGAUGUCGAUAGCGCCGUGCUUUCGGGCCAGUGGGCCAGCCUGACGAGCGUGGAACAGAUUCGAACCUUUGGCGGGAAUAUUGACGAUGUCAUUGGCGCCAACGCGACUACGACUACGACUGCAGCCGCAACGGCCACGACCGGUUGA
Colletotrichum paranaense is the source of this 1164-nucleotide messenger RNA. RefSeq lists its product as uncharacterized. Lineage: Eukaryota; Fungi; Ascomycota; Sordariomycetes; Glomerellales; Glomerellaceae. The coding region runs from base 1 to 1164 and encodes 387 amino acids. The record is from RefSeq and is a predicted model, not a curated record. The transcript has 2 exons.